AUGGCCGCGUCUUGCAUUGCCAUCCGGUGGAGGUCGGAGACGGAGCAUCGGGAGACGCAGAUUACAUGGACACCUCCCAAGUUGCACGCCUGGAAUCACCUGAAUUCAAUCAUUGUGCAACGUCGUGGUCCUGCAGUGUCGGUGCUGGGACCCCAUCACCAGAGCCUAGUUGACGCAUCCCCGCAGUGGCUCCUGACGGACCACCAAGAAUCUCGACCACAACCCGCCGAGCGAUCGGCCCUUCGAGGCGGCUGCUCGGCUGACAGUUCCGAAGGGCAUACCGGAUACCGGACUGGCCGGCAACGUGCCAUAACAUCGGUCGAUUUCUUGGGCAAGAUCGCGGUGUUCCCAGCAUCUCGUGUCGCGAACACGAUCCUUCACGGCCGCCUGGGCAAGAGAGACUCAACCCUGCUAGGACCAACCCGACUUUUCAACCACAAGAGACAAGAGAAGUUAGAUCUCGAGUCGAGGCUGUCGACGUCACAUCUGGAGGCUCGGCAAGGUCCAGUCAGCCGAAGCCUCAACGGGGCCUCUUGGGCAAGUCCAUGGCCGGCCCAACCUUGCCCACUAGCGCACCGCUCCCGGCCUCGCGACGGCGGGGCAGGGUCCCCCAAGGCCCCGGGCUCUGGGAGCGUGCACCCCCCUCAUCGCCCUGCUUUGCCUCCCUUCGGACACCGUUGGCCCCUCGGAGCCAAGACGAACACGCUAUCGGGAGGGGUCCGACAUAACGUCGAUGGCCCCUCCACCGCGUCCACGAUAACGUUUUUUUGCGCGAGAUCCAAGAUUUCGACAGCGCGUAGCAGCGCAUCCCUUGCGAGACUCAAAGCAAAAAAAAGAAUGACAAGCAAGGUUCGCUGCCAAGAAGACGAGGAGAAGCAUCGUCCGCGCUUCCAAGCUGACCCCCACUGCUCGGCCUGGUCGACCCCUCCAGGGACCAAAAGCCGUGCCGCCGUCUCUCACUCCAGCAUCAUUAGGAAUGACGUGGCAGGGUGGGUGGACCCUGGCGAUCUCUGCAGCAUUCCCCUGGACAUAGCAAUCGCCGCCGUGGUGUUUUCUUACCGAAAGGGACUUGGCACUGGCAAACGCCGCAGCUUGCGCCACAGCUCGCGACGCCACACGGGGGUCUUAUGUGCCCUAGGGGAAGUGAUCGGCCGGCGAACGCCGUGGCAGCGUAAGAAAAGCCAACCCAACGGCUCUCCCGCAGGCAAAAUCUAUCAAUGGCACACACAAGGCGACAAGCAAGUUGUGAUCAUAAGCCUCUGGGGAAAUGUGUCCUCGUCCGUCAAGCUGAAGAGCAUCGCUCUGCCCGCCCUGUUUGCCACCAAACCCACCACCCGCGCCCUAGCAGCCCGGCGCUUCUACCCAACCUAUCCCGUCGGCAACCGGCCCCUGUUCAUGCGCGAGGCGGACUGCAUUCGUCUUUUCUCAAUCACGAGGGGCUGUCACCGACGCUUGGCGCAGCGAGCCCACCACGCCCAGGCAACCCACCAUCCCACUCCCGACCGCAGAACCCCUUGUUGACCUGCAGCAUGGCCAUUGUAGAGACCCAACGCGGGGCCUCAUCACGAGCGGACAAGCCUUGAAGGCAUGUGUAUCUGCGCUGGACCAUCUGGUGUUAGGUAAUGUAUGGUGCUCUCAACAGCGGGUUCGCCAACACGAUCCUCCCCGGCGUGGAAGUUUCGAGAUCAUGUGCAUUCCCGCGCCGCCCACACUCGCCUCCCCCUGCCCGCCCCGGCCUACUUUAACCCUGCCCGAGUCAAUCUCCGCGGAAAGUACUCAAAAACAACGACGACCAAACAGUAAAGUUCUGCACAGCCAGCAGGGUGCCUCAAAUGUGCAAUUACGUCAUUGUCGCAUUCCUAAUGCUUUUCCCAAAUAGGUUAGCGUAACUUGUGAUACUGGCUUUUGCGCUCCUGACACACGGCAGCCCGGUUGCGCCGUGCAGGCUUCCCGACAACUUCCGUCGUCAGGGACUGGCUGCCACCACACUUUAGCUGUUCCAUCUUCCUUAUUCUUCGGAUGAGGUAACCAAGCUUAUGGUGCAAUAAAGCCUAUUCCAGGGAUGUUUACAAGCAGACAGUGUACUCGCUUAAAGAUUCUCGGUUCCAGAUAAGACACUCCCAAAGAGAUUCUCCCCCGAAAUAGCCCGUUCUCAAAGAUACCGAAACACCAAAACUCCAGAUAUGUUCGCUACUGCACCUGCCUGCCAUACCUCUUCCAGGGUUAUAUAGAGAAAGCACCGCCUCGCUUAGUUGCGCAUGAUCCGCCGAGCGAGCCGCUUGGGCCUGCCGGCGCGGCGGGGGGACGAGCCGUCCUGGGGCGGGGUUGGCAGGUUGUGUGGGCUGGGCUUGCCGCCGCCGUUCCUACCACCAGUGUACGGGGGAGGGGGGUUGGAGUUGUCCACGUCUGUACAAAGAAGAAGAAGUAUAACCCUUUGUUAACUUUCUAAACCGCCCGUACCCCACCUAUUGUCUUUGGCUCCCGUCGUGGGCAGUCAUGGUGGGGUUUGAAAUUGAAACAGGGUUUACCUACCGCAUCGGCAGUAUUGCUGGCAUUGUGGCGGCGGGGACACGGGGCAGUCGCGCAUCCCCCCGACGCACUGGCAAAAAGGUCGGCAACUGUCCGUAGGAACCGGUGAGCAUACCAGCUUCCACUGGGCGGCAACCAAAGCGCUGGAUAGAACGGCGAGGAAGAAUGCAGGGCGCAUGGUGAUGGUGUUCUUGGCUUGUUUGGGUUGGUGGGUGG
Messenger RNA from Gaeumannomyces tritici R3-111a-1, 2745 nucleotides. RefSeq lists its product as hypothetical. The coding region runs from base 1 to 1521 and encodes 506 amino acids. NCBI's taxonomy places the organism in Eukaryota, Fungi, Ascomycota, Sordariomycetes, Magnaporthales, Magnaporthaceae. The transcript is spliced from 5 exons. The record is from RefSeq and is a predicted model, not a curated record.